AUGUGGACGCCCUAUGGAGCCUCAAAAGUUCCCUUUUAUUAGUAGAGAUUAGUUUUGUUAAUACAUUAAUAUUUUUCUAGCUUAUAGGAUUUUCCUAUUUAAUAUUAUUUUUUAGCAAUUGUUAUGAAAAUAUCGGGCUUAAUCCACAUUUCAAAAUAUUUUGGGCCCGUUGAUGUGUAUUUACCGCUUAAUCCACCUCUCAAAAAUUUUAGAUAAAAACAUACAUAUUGCAUGGAUGUUAUUUAAUGACAGAUUUUAAUUGAACUUAAAUUCAGAAUAAUGCAUUUUAAAAUUCAUGAUUUUUAAUUAUAUUUUAAGAUCCAGUGUAAUUAAAAAUUGUAUUUGAAAUUUAUGGUUUAAACAUUUUAUGAUUUGGUUUUACUCAAUAAGAUUUCAUUAAAUUAGUUUUGUAAUUUUCAAAAUUUAAAUCUUGAAAUCAUUUUAAAAUUUUAUGUAUGUUGAUUCUAAUAUCUCUGCAAUAUAUUUUAUAUUUUUUAAUAAUUUACUUAUAAAUCUCUUAUGAAUAAAUUUACAGUUUUCAAUUUGGUUAUUUUCAGUGUUAUUAAUGUUUUGGAUGAAAAAUUGAUCAUCUACUAGGUUAUUCAGCUCCAGUGAAAGAAAAAAAAGAAUCUAGUUCAAACAUACCAUACCUAUUUACUUAGAACAGUCGUUUUUUCCUUCUCAACGGCUGACUCCAUCCAAUGUGAAAUACUACAUUCAAAAGUUGCAAAUUUAAUGGUUAACACAGUGAUUGUAUACAAAUAUCGACAGUUUGAUUUGUUUGUCAGUUUUAAGUUGAAGAAAGGUUUUAGUCCUCUUCUUCGUUUUCCACUGAUUUCAUUUGUAUAGGCUAUGUAAUAUUUAACCAGUUAUUCACAUCUUGUAUAACUUUUUGACUUUUUGUAUAACUUUAGAAAAAAAAGUAUAACUUUUGUCAGAAUUUUAUCAUCACUCUGAUUAGACAUAAGCUUUGGUUCCAUACCAUAUUACCAUCAUACUUUGCCACACUCAAAAUUUAUCCACAUUUCAAUUUUCAUAGAACAGAUAUUUAACAAAACGAAUUCAUCAAAUACGUUUUCUAACACUAGAAUUGAAGAAGAAGAAGUUCUAGUAUAAAAGUCAGAGACCGGACAUAGCACCCUUAUUCUCAAUCAUAGGCGCUAAAGCAUACGGUUUAGGAAACUAGAUUGAUAAAUAACACUAGACCAACAUUUUUCAAAUGCCUAAAUGGAUAAAGUCGUAGUAAGCCUUUCAUAAGAUAGCUCAUCUAAAUUCGCUGGAAGACAGAAACACGAUGUUUGACUAAUUAAUGGGUUUUGUCCAAAUGAAAUAAUGUAAAUUAAUUGUUACGAAAUCUAAAUGAUCUCUUUCUUUUCCUUUCCUUAUAGUUUUCUUGGCAUGGUCCAUUUCGAAUAUGUCCAAAGUCCAGUGUUUGAGUGACCAAGUUGUUGGUUAAUUUAUCUAAUUCAAAUACGACCACUUCGUGUGUAUAAUAUAAUAUAAUUACUACCUUCCUCGAAUUUUCAGUCAUGUUGUGUUCGUCUGCCUAUUUUCUCUAUAAGAAUUUGUCGCCUAAUGAUUUUUAAUUUAUUUUGAAUUUGACGUAAACAAAAUCGUGAAGGUUUCAGUCGUAUUUAGAAAAGUCUCGCACUCCAUCUUUUACAGUUGAAUGCAUUCUGACAAGGAGACGUAUAUUUGCGGUUUCAUUGUUAUUUGUCUCCCCAUCCGAGGAAACUUUUUUCAUUUUUCUUUUAACUUUUUUCUUACUAUCCUAAUUUCAUAUCUGUUAUUUUCUUCUUUUAUGAGUAUUUUCUGAGCCCCAGGUGAAGUAAUUAGCAAAGAGUUUACUGAUAUUUUCAUUUUAUAUUGAGAAUUCGAUUAGGCAAAGUUUGCAAAACCAUUAAAACCAGUUUAUUAGCAACUUUUUGGAAGAGAGCGUAGCAUAUAUAUUAGAGGUUAUCAGCAAAAUAUGAAAAUAACUAUUCAUGGCAGUUACACAUAUUAAUAAUAAAAAUUAUUUUUGAUUACCAUAUAUUUUGUGGUGUAUAUUUUUUUUUGUUGCUGUGGAGUUCACUGUAUAUUGAAUUGCUAUACAUUUAGAUUAAUUCACCCUAUUGUAAUUGAUAAAUUAUCAAUGAUAAUUUAAGUAAAAAUAUAACAUUUGGAUUUUUUUUUCAAAUUUUCUCAAAUAUAUUUUCUCUUUUUUUCUGCUACGCUGAAAAUACUUUUCGUUCUUUAUAAGAAUUUCAGAUUUUAUAAUAGUUAAAAGUAUACUGUUUAAUUUACUUGGACUGGCCUAUUCAGUCAAAAGAAAUAAUUCCAAUCAUUAUUGUUGAAUAACUUCAGAUUUUGACAUUGGCAUGGGAAAAAAUAACCAGUAGCAAUUAAAUUUUUGAUUAAACAAAUAACUGGGUAACUAGGUAUUUACCCAUGAUAACUAAUGUUUAUGUUACAUCCAUAUCUUCUUCUUUUCUUUUGCUUACUUAAAAUUCAUUAUACAUAUAUAUGUAUAUAUAUUCAUUUAAUAAAUGUAUAGUCCAUCCUUUUUGGAAUUUUCAAAAAUAUUUUGUGUACCAGUUAUUCUAUUAUGUAAUUAUAUUUUAUCAAAUCAAAUUGGUAUGUAAGUUGAAAAAUUAAUUUAGCCAAAAAGUUAGAAAAUAAAAUAAGUACAUUAUAUAUACAAAUUUGAAUUGGUUUUGUAGAACAAAAAAACUUUUUUUUCCAAAACAAAUAAUAUUUUUCAAACAUUUAUUAAAAAAAACUGAGGAAAUAAUCAAAUAAUUUGCGGUCCUAUGCAUGGGAUAAAUACUUUUUUUUUUGAUCAAUGCAUGGGAUAAAUACUAUAUAAUAGCUAUCUUGGUCAAAAUAUUUGUUGACAAUAUGAAUAAUAAAUUGUUAAAUUGCACCAAGUUUUAGCCAGAAUACAAUUAUCUCAUGAAAAAGAUCAGACGUCUAUCUCGAAAUUCCACUGAGAAAGUUGGCAUUUCUUUCUAAUGAAUUAUAUACAAAAUAAAAUAUUCCAUAAGGAAUCAUGACGAGCCACGUGACAAUCACCUACAAAUUAAACGAUGUCGUUGGAUGCAGCCAUACAGCCACAAGCAUGCAUAAAUAAAGAUGGUGCCUCCACCACAAGGUUUUCUCACUUCGCAAGUGAAACAAACAACUCUCAGCCAAAAUAAACAAAAAUUAUCUCUAUCAAAUCUCUCUUUAUUUCUCUUGUGGUAAGAAACACAGAGCAAGUAGAUAUCUUUUUCUCUCUCUGUCUCGCUCUUUGUGUUCUUCUUGUUCAGUGUUAAAACAGUCUCGAGUACCCCAAAAGAGCAAGAUGUCUAUAAGAAGAAUCUACCGAUGUCUGAAUGCUUUAAUCAAAAGAUCAUGUGCUCGAUCUUUAUGAUCAUACGUGCCACUUCACACUUUAUUUCAAUUCUCAGGUUUUCAAUUUUUUUUCUCUUUGUUGCUUGUUUCACUUGACAACAACUCCUUUGAAUUCGACCGAAGAUAAAUCAUUACAUCAAAAAAAGCCAAGACUCCUUGAAGAAUCAAGAAUCAAGAAUGGUGCGGACACCAUGUUGCAAACCUGAAUUAGGGUUAAAGAAAGGAGCUUGGACCCCCGAGGAAGAUCAGAAGCUUAUCUCCUACCUUAACAAUCACGGUGAAGGUGGAUGGCGAACUCUGCCCGAAAAAGCUGGUAUUUAUAUUUUGUUUAUUAUUAUUUAUUCCAGUCAUUUUUAAUUUUGAUCAGUGUUAGUAUUUUCUGGUCAUUACUGGUCAAUAAUAUAACACAUAAUUCUUUACAUGGUAUAGGACUCAAGAGAUGUGGCAAAAGCUGCAGACUGAGGUGGGCCAAUUAUCUAAGACCUGACAUCAAAAGAGGAGAGUUCACUGAAGAUGAAGAACUUUCUAUCAUCUCUCUUCACGCCCUUCACGGCAACAAAUGGUCUGAUAUAGCUCGUGGAUUACCGGGAAGAACCGAUAACGAAAUCAAGAACUACUGGAACACUCAUAUCAAAAAACGUUUGAUCAAGAAAGGUGUCGACCCGGUUACACACAAGAGUUUGAUCUCCGAAACCAGCAAAUCAGAAAACCUCCCGGAGAUUCUGAAUAAUCAAAACAUUAUUCAGACAAUUAUAACGAGUAAAGAUGAUCUUGGUAAUAAUGAGAAUGUCAAGAAUGAAGCCAAUAAGUCAAGAUUAUCAUCAGCUAGGUUUUUGAACAGGGUGGCUAAUAGGUUUGGAAAGAAAAUCAAUCAGAGGGUUAUCUCGGAGAUUAUCGGAAGUGGUGGCCCACUCAUUACUACUACUACUACUACAAGUGUCACCGUUGACUCUAUUUCAGAUAAGUCAACGAGUUUUUCCUUCACACCAACUUCGUAUCUUCUCAACCAGAUGACCGUUAAUGGUAACGGUAACGCUACGUCGCCUCCAUCCAUGUUCUCUGAUUCCUCCGUUAACGAUCCUUUAAUGUGCCGUAGUGUUGAUAAUAUCGGAUUCUCAGGGUUUCUGAAUGAGCAACAUGCCAUGAUGUUGGAAGAGUCUUGUGUUGAGAACACUGAGUUCAUGAAUGAACUUACGAGGUUUCUUCGGGAGGAUGUGAACAAUGACGUUGAGGUGACGCCGGUCUAUGAAUAUAAAGACGAUUUCGAAGAGAUUGAUAACUAUUUUGCAUGCGUGAAUCUUCUGACGAAUCCCACAUGAUCACUUGAAUUUUGAUCAUGUAUAUAUAUAUAUAUAUAUAUAUAUAUGUUGAUUGAAAUAUUACCAUGAUGAUGCUAAUAAUAGAAUAAUAACAUGUAGCGUGUACGUAACUACGUAUUGUGAUAUGUGCGUGUCUUUUUCGUGAUUUUCUAAUUUUUCUUAUUUUGUAAGUUUGCCAUCAAGUGUGUUUCGUAUAAAAUGGAUAAUUAUUAAUGGUGAUCAGUCAACGAGAGUAUUGUAUACUUGUAUUUUGUACUUAUAAAUUGCGAAGAUGCAGAACAAGUACCAACGAAAAAUGGAUCACAUGAGAGUUAACUUUAUGUUUACACUACUGCGAGCAUUGUUUUUACUUCUUAUGGUUAUGGGCUGUAUUAAACUAUAGCUUUUGUAGCUCAUGGGCUACGAGGGAAAAAAAACUUUACCAGUAAAGCUACCAGCCUACCAGUUCCGGGCAAAUUAUUACAAUUUUUUUCCGCUGCAGUAAGAGUAUUUUCGGUAUUUAUAUUCUUACUUUAGAUUAGGCUCCAUCAGACUUUCACCGAUCAACUCCUUUCAAAUUAAAGGAUAAUUCCUUCUUUACUUUAUCUUGCUAAUCCCAUAAGAUCGACACAUGUAUUUUGAAACGGAUAGUAUUAAUACUGAUCUACCCUAUAGCUAAGCAGGUAGCUAAGGCUAUACAUCUCUCAUUUCCAAGUUAUCGAUUCCAUUGUUAAGUUUUGUGGUCUCAUUGUAAUUUGUGCGGAGAAUCUUCGAGUGUUACCUCCUUGGCUCCUUUUAUGUCUUCCCCAAAAUCGCAUUGACCAUGUUAAUGUUGUAUGACAUCAUCAUUUACCUACCACGUUACAUCUGUCCCUGGAUAUUCUCGACAGGUAUCUUGUGAUUUAUCCUGUGACCCGAUGUCACACAUUGACUACUCAAGGAUAUGGUUCUAUGAGUUCCCAUCGAACCAACAUUACUGAAGUAAUUCCAAAAUACAUUCAUUCAACGGUUGGACGAGAUAUGAAAUUUUGUCCCGUUCCAGUAGAUUAAAAAGAGCUAGAUUUGUAUAGCUUUUUUUUUUCCUCUGAAUAUUUACCAUUUCAUAGAUUUGUAUAGCUUAUAUAUCAUUAUUUUGUUGACAAAAAAAAAUCAUUAUUUAAUCAAGACUUGAGACCGACAUAAAGUAGUUGAUCAUUCUUUGAACGUUCCAAGGGUUAAGAAGAAAUGCAGAUUAUCAGUCCAUCCUUUUGAAAGCACCAUGCAAAGACAAAAGUAAAAGCUGAGAUUUGUUUCAAAUAUAAUAUUAAUCUUAAAGGAAUGAUUUUGCUUUUUUCAAGAUAGUGUUUUCGUCUAUAUAAUCAGAAAUUAAAAACACAAGCAGUUUCUUCGGGAACAAACAUGACAUUUUAGAACUAGCACAUUGUGAACAACAUAGAUACCCCCCAUGCACGUAGUAAGACCGUCCGAUCGUAAACAAUAAUUUUUCUAUAUUUUAUACUAAAAUAAAAUAAUUCUAUUAUAAAAUUGAAUUUAUUCUAAUAAUUCACUAUAUAAUAGAGUGAAAUAUAGAAUAAUGUUGUUGUUUUACUCUAUUUUUGGAAUAGAAAAACAACAUUAUUUUAUAUUCUACUCUAUUAUAGAGUAACUUUAUUAUAAAAUAAACCAUUGAAACAAAUUCAAUUCUAUAAUAGAGUAAUUCUAUUUUAAAGUGAAAUAUAGAAAAAAUUAUUAUGUACCAUUGAAGAUGUUCUAAUCAAGGUUGCUUAUUCUUGAUUGGAGACAUUAAACUUUUGGUAAAAAAAAAUUAGUGAUUGGUGUCAUUACCUAUAUUAAUUAUAGUUAGAAGAAAACCAGUAAUCUAUUACUUUUUCUCAUCAACCUGCCAAAAAAUAAUAAUUUACAAAAUCUAGACCCACUAUAGCAAGUGGGAUAUGUAAAAACAAAUACUCCUAUGUAUGAUGAGUAUUAUAAUAUCUAGAAAGUUUCUAACUAAUUCCAAUAUAUUUAUUAAAAGCAUAUUUCAUUUUUAUUUAUAAUGGAAACUUAUACAAAACAGAGCAACUUUAUAUAUAAACUGCAUUCACAAAUCGUAAUAAGUGUAGAUUAGGGGAUACGGCUAAAUUAACUAGACCUAAUUUCCAUGCUUUAAACUAAACCAAAUAGAACUUCUGUAAUUGUGCGAGAAAACUAAUUAAUGGCCACUUCUGUGACACAUGAGACAUGUUUAGAUAGAAUUCUUUGAGAACUCAUUAUCACUCCGACGGUUAUCUUCUUC
Molecule: messenger RNA, 6948 nt
Organism: Brassica rapa (field mustard)
Lineage: Eukaryota; Viridiplantae; Streptophyta; Magnoliopsida; Brassicales; Brassicaceae
Product: transcription factor MYB51
Source: RefSeq, a predicted model, not a curated record